CGGCGCGAAGCCGACGAAGCGGUGAGCGCCGGACGCGUGCGCGUCAACGGUGCACUCGUUAAACCCUCGUUCAGGGUUCGUUCCGGGGACGUGGUGACCCUGGACGGUAAGGCUUUAGACUGGGAACCGUUCGCGGCGGCGACGGAGGGUUCCAUCGGUGCACACGCCGGCUCAAACGGCUUUUUCUACCUCAAGUACAACAAACCGAGGGGGGUGACGUGCACGAUGGAGUCGUCGCAGCGGACCAAGCCGGCCAAGGGCGUCGGGAGCGCGAGGGUGUUCCCGGUUGGCCGGCUGGACAGAGACAGCUCCGGCCUCGUCUUGCUCACCGACGACGGGCGCGUGCCGGAGGCGUUACUAGACCCAUCGCGCAAGGCGCCCAAGACGUACGAGGUGGACGUCCGCCCGGCGCCCACUCCCGACGCGAUCGAGGCGCUGCGCGAUGGCGUGGUCAUCACCACGACGCAGCAACGCGACGGGGUCACCACCACGUCGCCGACGGCGCCGUGUCCCGUGGAUUUGAUUAAAAAAUCUGAAACGUCCGCGACGCUUCGGUUCGAGCUUCGCGAGGGACGUAACCGGCAGAUUCGUAAGAUGUGCGAGGCUGUCGGGGUGGAGGUGGUUAGGUUGCACCGGGUGAGCGUCGGCGGGGUGUGGCUGGACGAGUCCGCGCUGGAGGUUGGCGGGGUGAGGGCGCUGAGCGGCGACGAGCUGGACGCCGUAGGCGCGGCUGUGUCGGCGAGC
Messenger RNA from Micromonas commoda, 744 nucleotides. RefSeq lists its product with no specific name. Gene Ontology annotation, biological process: pseudouridine synthesis. NCBI's taxonomy places the organism in Eukaryota, Viridiplantae, Chlorophyta, Mamiellophyceae, Mamiellales, Mamiellaceae. The annotation marks the transcript as partial. The record is from RefSeq and is a predicted model, not a curated record. The transcript has 2 exons. Gene Ontology annotation, molecular function: pseudouridine synthase activity; RNA binding.